AUGCUGAAUAAAGGCCCACUGAUCCUGCGGGUCAGCCUCUUACUAGUAGGCAUUCUGGGGGUAACCGUGGUCGCCCAAGAUGAGGAACGAAACCGUGGCGCUUUUAGCGUUCCAACAACGGCCAAUCCAACCUCGGAGCCAACAACUGAGCCAACUGCCCAUCCCUCGGCGGAACCAUCCGCAGAUCCCUCGACGACUCCCUCGGAUGCUCCCACGCAGACUCCCACCGAUGCCCCAUCAUUAUUUCCUUCGGAAGUACCCACUGGAGAACUCUGUUACUAUCCCGAAAAUGGCAGCAACGGUGAGGUCUGCCAAAACUUGUACUCCUAUAGUGAUGAGGAAGAUGCUUUGGGUAGCGUUUGCCUGCAUGUUCAUCCCACUACAGGAGCCAUGCACGUGACUGUCGAUGCUGCAGAUGAUUAUGUCUUGUUGAAGACCAAUAUUUGGAUGGGAGAGAACAUUGAAGACGCUCCCCGCCUAGCCGACAGCAAUGCUCUUGAUUUGGAUGCCUUUCCUCUUCUCGCGGAUUCUGAUGGUGCUGAUGAUUUUGUCUGUAAAGCUGGAAAGGCCAAGUUGCAAGUCAUUGCCUUUGUCGAAGUACAAAACACCAAGACUGGACAGAAAAUGGAUACCUACGCCUAUCAAAAGAACCUGCACAAUACGCAAGUCUUUGUCGAUUCAGAGAGUGGCAUUGAACGAAACCGUGGCUUCUUUGCUACACCCACAACCGCCAAUCCUACAUCGGAACCAACCAGUGAGCCAUCCAGCAAACCAUCUUCUGGGCCAUCUAACGGACCAACUGGAUCUCCCACGAAGAGUCCUACAGUUUCUCCUACUGGAUACCCAACAGGAACACCUACUGGAAGCCCAACAGCCCCUCCAGAUUGGAUGGGAUGGUUCGAUGUGACCAUAAAUUGUGCAUGUGAAGACACCCCGGCUCCCACGGAACCCCCUUCUGAAGCACCCACAGGAGAACAGUGUUUCUAUCCCGAAAACGGCAACAAUGGUGAGGUCUGUCAGAACUUGUACAGCUAUGAUGCAGAAGAAGAUGCCUUGGGCAGCGUUUGCCUGCAUGUUCAUCCCACUACGGGAGCCAUGCACGUGACUGUUGAUUCUGCAGAUGAUUACGUUUUGUUGAAGACCAAUAUUUGGAUGGGAGAGAACAUUGAAGAUGCUCCCCGCCUAGCCGACAGCAAUGCUCUUGAUUUAGAUGCCUUUCCUCUUCUAGCUGAUACGGAUGUUGAUGGUAGUACCAUUCAACGAAACCCUGAUGAUUUUGUCUGUAAGGCUGGAAAGGCCAAGUUGCAAGUGAUUGCCUUUGUGGAAGUACAAAACACCAAGACUGGCAAGAAAAUGGAUACCUAUGCGUAUCAAAAGAAUCUGCACAAUACUCAAGUCUUUGUCGAUUCAGAGAAUGGCAUCCAACGAAACCGCGGCUUCUUUGCUGCACCAACAACAGCCAAUCCUACAUCGGAACCAACAAGUGAGCCAUCCAGCAAACCAUCUUCUGGGCCAUCUAACGGACCAACUGGAUCUCCCACGAAGAGCCCUACGGUUUCUCCUACUGGAUACCCAACAGGAACACCUACUGGAAGCCCAACAGCCCCUCCAGACUGGAUGGGAUGGUUUGAUGUGACCAUAAAUUGUGCAUGUGAAGACUCCCCAGCUCCCUCAGUGUCACCAUCAAUGGCCCCAACCGGAGAACUCUGCUUUCAUCCUGAUCAAAGCAACAAUGGCCAGGUUUGUCAAAACUUGUAUUCAUACGAUGAUGAUGAAGACGCCCUGGGCAGUGUCUGUUUGCAUGUACAUCCCACAUCGGGAGCCCUACACAUGACAGUUGAUGCAUUGGAGGGUUGGACCCUGGUGGAGACCAAGCUUUGGUUGGGAGAGGACAUAGACAAUGCUCCCCGUCUUGGCGAUAGCAAUGCUUUGGACUUGGAUUCCUUUCCCUACAUACGUACAGACGAUCUUCUGGCCGAUUCGGGUGGUGAUGGCAGUACCAUUCAACGAAACCGUGGCUUCUUUACUCAGCCGACAACAGCUAAUCCGACAUCGGAACCAACAAGUGAGCCAUCCAGCAAGCCGUCUGGGUCGCCUUCUGGCAGUCCAUCGAAAUCCCCUACUGGCAGUCCGACUGGAUCACCCACAGGAUCCCCAACCAGAUCCCCAACGGGAGCACCCACCACAUCUCCUACUGUCUCGCCCACAGGAAGCCCUACUGGUAUCUCACGUAUUUCCAUUCCUGCUGAUGAAACAGAGAUCAUGUGUAAAGCUCGGAAGGCUCAAUUGCAAGUGAUUGCCUUUGUCAAGGUACGGAACACCCAGACUGGCCAGAAAGUGGAUUCGUAUGCCUAUCAGAAGCAUCAACAUCAUACACAAAUUUUUGAUGAUUCUGAGAGUGGCAUUCAACGAAACCGUGGCUUCUUUAGGCCGCCAACAACGGCUAAUCCUACAUCGGCACCAACAACUGAACCUUCCAGCAAACCAACUGGCAGUCCCACUGGAACACCCACUAGAGGCCCCACUGGUGCCCCCACCUUAUCUCCCACAAGCACACCUACUGCAAGUCCAACUGGCAGCCCCAAGUGGAUGGGGUGGUUCGAUGUGACGAUUGAGUGUGAAUGUGAAGAAACUGUGGCACCCACCAGUCCACCUACCAGUGCUCCCACGAGUGCGCCUACAAGUGCUCCUACAAGUGCACCUACUUCCGAUGUUUGUCCCAACACCCCAAAGGCUUACGUCAAGAAUCCUAGACUUGAGAAUGACAAGGAUACCAGUCACGAGGAAUGCCAUGCAAUUGUUCCAAAUACUAGCUAUCAACAGUCGAUUGGAUCGGUCUGCGUCCACGUUAUUGGUCAAGUCCUCCAUGUCGUCUUUGAAACGAAUCGGCAUUGGGCGCUCAUGAGGAAUCAACUCUACGUGGGACAGGGCAAGGAAGCUACUCUGGACACCAUGCCCAAGAGACGGGUCACGGGAUUGCCUGACACACGCAAAUUCAAGCAUUUUGCUUGUGAUUGGGAAGGCGAACGACAAGCCUUCUUUGAAGUCGAUUUGGAGUAUCACUGCAUUGGCAACGAAGACUACCAGGUGUCCAUUGUGGCGCAUUCCACGGUGGAGAAAUUGAAUGCACAGGGAGAAUUGGUUCCUGGGACCGAACUGGAUGUGUUUGCCUAUGAACAUACAGGUCUCUCCACCAAGAACUGGUAUGGGUACUUUGACUUCAUGAUUGGGUGCGACUGUCCCGACAUUGCAACCCAUGCGACGCCCACGACUCGUAAUGCGACCAAACCGCCCGUGACGCCUACUACAACAGGAGAUUCAGCAACAAGUCAAAAAGUUGACCCUGCCGGUUCCCGACGUCGCUUAAUGGAGGCAGAAGGAACUGAGCGAUUUGUCGAGGAGUUGAAUGGAAGCAAUGGCAAAGGACGCGCCGAGUGCCAAGCCGCUUUUGCCUACCACAGCAAUCGUGUUUCCAUCAGCUUUUUCGACUUGGGUCUGCCAACCGAACUACUCAUGCAGCAGCAGGACAAUGACAAGAAUAGCAAUAGCAGCACGAAGUACCUGUGGGGUUGGACGAACGGUCCGUUGUCGUCGUCGGACUUUGCGUAUGAGAUGGAUCUGGUGUCUCACAGCUCGAGUAAAGAGCAGGCACCUCUCGAGGACCACGCUGACCACGAGCACCAGGUCGGACACACCCUUGGUACCCUGAACUUGGAAUACAGCGGCAAAGAAGCAAUCUUGUCGAUUGAAGCAUCACCACACCUCUGGCUUCGAAAGACGUACGCCCAUGUUGGUGCUGGUCGCCUCCCUGAACAUUUCACGGAAAUUGAAGGCGAGGGCGAGGAUUCAUCCGUGUACAUCUUGGACAUUGACCCCACCACAUUCCCGCUGUUCCAGUCGAGCGAGAUGCGUCAGAAAGAAACCAGCCAUACUUACUCUGUGAACAGUGGCGACUUUAUGGACUAUCCUGUGUACGUUAUUGCAUAUGCAAUAGUUUGUGGCGACUUUGAUGCCCACGAGAAAGCAAUGAACCUAAAUCAUGAGCCCGCAGUCGUCCAAGGAAUCCGAGGGGAUGGCGCACGAGCUUCCAGCUAG
Molecule: messenger RNA, 4095 nt
Organism: Seminavis robusta
Lineage: Eukaryota; Bacillariophyta; Bacillariophyceae; Naviculales; Naviculaceae
Source: the annotation of a GenBank genome assembly